GCGUACUUUCUUUCUUUCUUUCUUUCUUUCCCCCUACUUUUUCAUCUCCUGCUUCCUUCUCGUUUUCGCCUUCUCUUCCACCAUCCCGAAUUUCCACUCCAUGAAGCAGCACCUCCUUCUCUCUCCAUUGAAGUGAUUUACGAGCUUUCUCACUCCAUUGAAGCAGCACCUCCUUCUCUCUCCAUAUCUCUGGCCUCCAUUGAACUCGUUGUGCUCUAUAUCCUCCAUUGAAGCCAAUUCUGACCUUUCUCACCUCCAUUGAAGCAGUUUCGAGGGUUUUUCAUUGAAGCGCGCACGGCUCUACGUCCACCACAAUGAUCUCUUUGUCACGGCGGCAGGGCCUUCUUUUUCUAGGGAAAGAAUCAAAUGAAUUGAUAAAACUUGUCAGGUCUCGUAUAGUGGACAACAAUGGAACUUUUGGUGAAACUACUCCAAAUAUGCGGACCUCAGCAAUUAUGGAAGCCAGGAAAUGGCUGCAGGAGAAAAGAGCAGGCUCAAAGAAAAAGUUUGAGAUGGAGCUUGAUUCAGCAAAUGUGGCGUCACCAUUCCAAAUUUUAGAAGGGCAUCAAGAUGAAGUAUGGUGCUUGCAAUUUUCUCAUAAAGGGAAAUAUUUAGCAUCAGCAUCUAAGGAUCGAUCAGCUAUAAUAUGGGAGGAAGCUUCGAGCUAGGUGAUUUCUAGCGAGUGUGGCUGAGUUUAGGUAUUAUUCAAGGGUUGAAAUAAAGAGGAAGUAACAGGUACUUGAAGCAUGAAGAGCAUGAUGGGAAAGAGUGUAGAGAGUUACUUGUUAUGUUUCUUAGUUUAAUAUUUUUGAAUUAUUGGUUUAUUUAUGGACUACCGAGAUUGUGUUUAUUUUUAAUUGAUUUUUGAGAAGGGCCAUGUUUGAAUUGGUUCC
Chenopodium quinoa (quinoa) is the source of this 893-nucleotide messenger RNA. Its product is annotated as protein KAKU4-like. NCBI's taxonomy places the organism in Eukaryota, Viridiplantae, Streptophyta, Magnoliopsida, Caryophyllales, Amaranthaceae. The transcript is spliced from 7 exons. Gene Ontology annotation, molecular function: protein binding. Bases 315 to 668 code for a protein of 117 amino acids. The record is from RefSeq and is a predicted model, not a curated record.